CUACUUUUUUUCUUCAGAAAAUGAUCGUAUUACAACAUUGUACAAAACCAAAAACCUUCUGGAACAUUAUUAGUUGAUAAUAACAAAUCGUAAUAGCGGUUUCACCACUUACUCAUUUUACAUCAGAAGAACAUAAAUCAAUAAAAAUACUAAUCAUUAGGUAACAAAAUUGUCAUAAUUCGUGCCGACGAAAAAAGAAUAUACUCAAAAGAACAGUGGGGCAUAAUUGACAUUUUCUCAAUCUCCUCCAUAAUUGUGGUGAAGAGUCAAGCAAAUGCGUGAAUACAGAGUCGGAGGCAUCUGAGAAAGAGAGAAAGAGAGAUCUCAAUGGCGGCGAUAACAAGCGCGGUGAUAGCAAUAGCCGGAAUAAUCUUGGGAUGGAUAACGAUAGAGUUAGCUUGUAAGCCUUGCCUGGAGUCGGGCCGUGAAGCCAUCGACAGAUCUCUCAAUCCCGAUUACGAUCCUGAUGACCAAGACGUCGACUCAUCUUCCGAUGUUCGUGCUCCUCUCAUCCCUAAUCAUCCUCCCGAUAAUUCCGAUCCUGAUCCCACCACCGCGAUCAAGUCCGUCUGAUCGAUCUUGAGUUUUGUUUGUUGAUUUGCUAUCCUUUUGUAAAAGUUUGCCAAUUUCAGUUGAUUUGUGGUUGAUUUGUGGUCGUUUUAUUGAAAGCUUGUGUUUUUGUUCUUAUUGCAAAGUUAUAAUUAAGAAACAAGACGAGAUUUAGCCAUAUGAGUAAGGUUCUUGUUUUUGGGGACGAAUUGUGUAUCUCUUCUUUGAUCAGCACGAAAUAGCUUCCUUCUUGUUUACACAUCAACCAUGCCUUCAAAUUUUGCU
This is a messenger RNA of Arabidopsis thaliana (thale cress), 834 nucleotides long. RefSeq lists its product as uncharacterized. The coding region runs from base 328 to 573 and encodes 81 amino acids. The record is from RefSeq and is marked reviewed. Lineage: Eukaryota; Viridiplantae; Streptophyta; Magnoliopsida; Brassicales; Brassicaceae. The transcript has a single exon.